Molecule: messenger RNA, 2591 nt
Organism: Coccidioides immitis RS
Lineage: Eukaryota; Fungi; Ascomycota; Eurotiomycetes; Onygenales; Onygenaceae
Product: sterol 3-beta-glucosyltransferase
Exons: 2
Coding region: 231-2108 (625 amino acids)
Biological process (GO): carbohydrate metabolic process
Molecular function (GO): hexosyltransferase activity; UDP-glycosyltransferase activity
Source: RefSeq, a predicted model, not a curated record
CAGUGAGUGUCAGUCGGUCAGCCUUUCAGUUGGUCAGCAUGUAGGCUGCGGACAGCCGCUUUCACUUCUCUUUCUUCCAGGUCAAGAAACCCGUUCAGAAUGUCACUGGCGAUAAGAGGAACAUCCACUCUCAGUCGUCCUUCUUCCGCAACUUCUUGGCCAGGCUCACUUUGUUCGUUGUGCCUUGCGUCCUGUACUUGCCGCCGACCAUAUCCGCCUAUGACUCCAUAAUGGACAAUGCAAGCGUUUUCUAUCGUAUCCUAACCUCCAUAUCUCUCCUACCCACCAACCAGCGUUCCAUGUCCAAUACGUUCUGGCGGCUAUGCGAGCUGCUUGCCCAGCAAGAAAAAGAAGAUGCUGACAACGGAGGCUCCGAAGCUUACGAAAAUGAGCCUGAUGACUCCCUUUUUCCUGAACUUACAAGAGCUCUCGACGGCAGCGCCAGCAGUAGCAAUAACUAUGACCUAGAACCUUCAGAGGUGUCAAAUCUCUCUCCGCCAGAGGCUGCUCCGAUCCACUUUGACGACCCAUGUGCAUCCAUCGUAAAUUUCAAACCCAGCGAGUCGUUGAGGAUAACUUGCCUCACGAUCGGAUCCCGCGGUGACGUUCAGCCAUACAUUGCGCUUUGCAAAGGGCUCCUGGCGGAAGGCCAUAAGCCUAGGAUUGCAACCCACCGAGAGUUUGAACCCUGGGUUAGGCAGCAUGGUAUUGAUUUUGCGCCCGUGGAAGGCGAUCCGGCCGAACUCAUGCGAAUAUGCGUUGAGAACGGGAUGUUUACGUAUUCAUUUUUGAAAGAAGCGUCCCUGAAGUUCCGUGGGUGGAUAGAUGAUUUGCUCUCGUCUGCGUGGUCGAGUUGUCAGGGCAGUGAUAUUCUGAUUGAAUCCCCCAGCGCGAUGGCGGGUAUACACAUCGCGGAGGCGCUGCGGAUACCCUAUUUCCGUGCUUUUACUAUGCCGUGGACGAGAACGAGGGCCUACCCUCAUGCCUUUGCAGUGCCAGACCAUAAGAUGGGUGGAGCUUACAAUUAUAUGACGUAUGUAAUGUUUGACAACGUCUUCUGGAAAGCUAUUGCUGGUCAGGUGAAUCGGUGGAGGAAGCGGCAGUUGGGCCUACGGGGUACGAACUUGGACAAGAUGCAGCCGAACAAGGUUCCAUUUUUAUACAACUUCUCCCCGUCCGUUGUGCCUCCGCCGAUGGACUAUGGCGAUUGGAUUCGUGUGACCGGCUAUUGGUUUCUGGAUGAAGGAUCGAGCUGGUCACCGCCAGAGCAGCUUACGGCCUUUAUCCAAAAAGCACGAAACGAUCGUAAAAGGAUCGUUUACAUUGGGUUCGGCUCCAUUGUUGUUUCCGAUCCAACAGCGUUGACAAAAACUGUCAUUGAAUCCGUUUUGAAGGCCGACGUGCGGUGUGUUCUAUCAAAAGGUUGGUCCGACAGACUCGGGGACCCUUCGAGCGCGAAAACCGAAGUCCCCCUGCCACCAGAAAUAUACCAGAUUACAGCAGCACCGCAUGAUUGGCUGUUUUCCCAAGUGGACGCUGUUGCCCAUCAUGGUGGCGCAGGUACUACUGGGGCAAGUCUUCGAGCUGGUGUUCCGACGAUCAUCAAACCUUUUUUUGGAGACCAGUUUUUCUUUGGAACCAGGGUAGAGGAUCUCGGUGUGGGCAUUUCGUUGAAGAAAUUGAACGUAAACGUUUUUUCGAGGGCACUAUGGGAGGCAACUAAUUCCGAGCGGAUGAUCGUGAAGGCCAAGUUACUCGGUGAGAAAAUCCGCAAGGAGAACGGAGUAGAGAAGGCUAUUCAAGCCCUCUACCGCGAUCUCGAAUAUGCCAAAACCCUUGUCCGGCGACGCUCUAUAGCAGCAGCGUCCCCACCACUACCUGUACCUCUAGGAUCUCCUAAAGCUCGCCAUGAUUGGGAGGAUGAUUUGGCCGGUAUUGAAGAUACAUGGACAUUGGUUGGCCAUCCAGACAUAGACAUGGAACUUUCCCAGAGCAGCAAAGGCCGUGAAAGCGAAUUUGACCUACGGGCUAGUGCAGCCCUGGCGACAGGUACACUACCAGAUAUUGUUGUCGAUGAAGAUGACGGCGAGGAGGAUGUUACGCGAUGAAUGAUACGGCUCGACGCUAGCUAUAUUACAACCCAGUAUGAUGAUGUUUGAUGACUUGUUAACGAAUUGAAUUCAGGGUCCAUUUAUGGAGUUGAAUUUGGGUUCGGCGCAAGUCCUGCUCUGCUCUAUUAAUGAUAAGCUGUUUUCUUUCGUGCGGUGAUAGAGUAGGGCUCAGGAGGAAUGGAACUGACGUGCAAUCCGCGAUGCGGAGUUUCAAUUCUUUACGGAUUUGGAGCGUUAUUUGCCUUUGAUGUUUUGGGCUACUUACCGGUACCUUCUAUGGUUUAGCUUGAGCGCAUCUCUAUUACUUUUUGAGGAUUUUGUUUUAUUUGUGUCUUUGUCCUAGAUUAAGGUGGGUGAUGCGAGCGACUCGUUGGGCACCUAGACGGUUCUGCUUUACAUCGUAAUCUUAUCUCCUCUCUGCUUCAGGCAAUGUUGACCUUGAAUACUCCCCUUUUUACGUGAAUUUGGGAUCAUUUCUUU